Molecule: messenger RNA, 1862 nt
Organism: Schistosoma spindalis
Lineage: Eukaryota; Metazoa; Platyhelminthes; Trematoda; Strigeidida; Schistosomatidae
Source: the annotation of a GenBank genome assembly
GUGACAGUAACACCGUCUGUCGACGUUUUCAAAAGAAAAUUGUGUCAAGUGAACAACCAUUAUUGGCAAGACUAAAACAAGCCAUUGAAUCACUUAUCCUUCCCAAUAGUUUGAACUAUUUAGAGAUCCAAAACUGAACUAUGAAAUCAAGAUGGAAGUUCGAAUCACAACUGAACAUUGGAUAUUUGAAGCUGCUAAAUACUGAACUUGUUUAUCUAACUCAACCAAAGCUCGCUUCUAUGGAUAUGAUGAGUCUGAAUUCGUAAAUCCGAACACAUGGUCUUCAAAACAUAUCGCCCAGUACAGACGUCUCUAAGUGUUUGGUUGAAAAAUUCUUUACUUACUCAUCAGAUUAUUUUCUUGGUAAUUCCUGUUAAAUAAUAAUUCCCUAGUUAUUAAUGGGAAUUCUUGUGGGCCUAUCAUGUUGGUUACUAAUUUGGACAUCUCGGUUUUCUGACUUCGAAAUUAUCAUGAAGUCUUAUUACUUUUCUUCCGGAAAGCUUAUAUUGCUUAUUUCAUCUAUAGUUGGAGCUGGAGUGGCUGUUUUUGGAUACUGCAUUUUCAACGUUGAUAGUCCUACUUUGUUACUAAUUCACAUAAUUAGCAACUUCAUCCUUAUUUUGGCAUUUCUGUCAGUAAGCGUUUGUGGAUUCUUGCUAUUACUGGAGUUGGACAUAGAAUUGCCAGGUAAAUUUACAUCAGCAAUAACGAAAUAUUAUGGUGUAAAUAUGUCACUUCGUCGAAAUAAGGAUUUAACUGCUGCAUUAAAUGAAAUUCAGUUCAAAUUUAAGUGUUGUGGUACUCAUGGUGAAAAAUCAAGUAAUUAUUCAUGGUUUAUUUAUAGAAAAUCAAGCACGUGGUUUCACGUAACGCAAGAGCUAGGUUUAAAAUCAACAGUCCAAUACGUUCCAGAAAGUUGUUGUGUUUUAAAAAGUCAAAAUAUUCAAUUCAAUUCUUUCUCAGAAAUUCAGUCACAAAGUGGUGUUUUCUUAGACAGAGAAUUAUGUAUUGGUUAUAAGUCACUUACAACAAGAGAUGAUAUUGCACCUCGUAUUGAUAAUCCAUUAUAUACCACUAGAAGUAAUACAUAUCUAUAUGAAAAGGUAAAAAUCAUCAACAAUGUCCAGUUUUUUCUUAAAUAUUUUGCUUUUCUAGGGAUGUGUAACGGUAGUCAGACAAGAGUAUCAACAAUAUUCAAUAAUGUUAGCUGCUUCAGGCACAACUGCUCUGGCGCUAUCUGUGAGUUGUUUUCGUUAUAACAGCAAAAUCCGGUUCAUUUCGAGUUUUCAGUGAAUAAUACGACAAUGGGGCAAUACAACGGUUUAGUACACUAUGUAUAGACAGCAUCAUGUUAUAUCGAGAUGAAAGAUUCACGACCAACAAUCGACUAUCAGAUUAUAGACCAAACAGUAGCUUAUUUAACACAAAUCCAAGUAGUUCACGUGGAGUUCACAGUGAUAUUAGAGUAGGAAUCAAUUAUAGAGCGGAAUUCAUGAUAUUAAUUAAUGUCAUAACAUUUGACAAACUGGGUAUCUAUUUUUCUCCACUCGCUGUUCAAUCACAUCUCGCUUUAAUCGAUCACACAUCGGUCCUCAUAAAACGUUUUUACUAAACGUUGUGCUAUUUCCUUUUAUUUAUAUGAAGUUAUUUCUCUUUCAGAUAGUUGGAUUUAUUCUUUCACUGGUUCUACUAUUCCAUAUUGAAUAUCAACAAUUUGUUAGAAUUUCAACGGACUGGAAUAUUAAUACUAGUACAAUUAAUAUACAGUCAUCUAUACAAGACAAUAUCAGUACUAUAUCUAAACAGUUAUCAGAGAAUGGAGUAUUAGUUAAAGCCUAAAAUAUACUUAUUGAGUUACAUUA